Messenger RNA from Chara braunii, 2174 nucleotides. NCBI's taxonomy places the organism in Eukaryota, Viridiplantae, Streptophyta, Charophyceae, Charales, Characeae. The record is from the annotation of a GenBank genome assembly.
CGGAGAGAAGGAAUACAGGCCAUUGCGCUCUCUGUCGAUCAUGUGGCCGCAGUUUUUGUCACGACCUUGCUGGUCUGAAGUUGUCUUCUUCGUUCGAGCACCGGGUGGAAGGUCGAUCUGCCAUGCGAGUACUCACAGGACUUGCGCGUUUUGGACGUGUGGCUUCCGUCCAAGGUGUGUCCAUGUCCCACGGUCGUCCUUUGUGGAGUCGUCGUUGGACGCAUUCGGAUGCCUCCACUGCGGUCCGGACGCUACUGCAGUUUCCUGUGUUCAGCUCCGAACGUGCAGCUGCGCGAGCCUCUUUCCGUGGCAGUGGUUGUGGUGACGUGGUUGUUCCAACGUCGUUGUCGCCGUUCACUCCGACGGCUGGCCCACACAGAAUCCCAUCCGCAUCUUUCGUCGUCCAUUCCCCGCGAUCUCCAGCCUGCAGCGCAGGUCCUCCGUUGUGUAAUCGACAAGCGGAUGUUGGCAGAAGUGCAGGAGAGCGUGUGCACGUCAAUAGUGGACACGUGGCGAUCGGAGACAGCACGGCGCCAUCUACACAUGGGUCUGGUGGGGGGUGUCGCCGCAGUUCUGUGAGGGGAUGUCAUGCGGUUGUCGUCGUGGCCAACGGGCGUUGUGGCGGCCGCGUGGACGGUUUGUCGCUGCUCGUUGUGGGCGUAGCAGUCAUUGUUGUCCUCGUCUUCAUGGUAGGGGUCUUGCUUUUGUCGUUAGUUGUCACUGAGGGCAUGCACAGAAAGGACGAGCAUGGUUGCAGGUUGCGGUGUUCUCCAUCUCCUCAGCUGGGCGUUCACACGGACGGCCCGUGGAAUCGUACAAACACGCAGCCGGUGUCUCCCGAGACUCGCAUGGAUUCACCGUACGACGAAGGCGUCGCUGUUUCCGGAGGAGCCGGUGAAGACGGUCAUGCAGAGCACGAGAGUGUUGUUCCAGUGAUGGCAAGGUCGAUGUGCGAGCAGGGUGAUGCGCAGGGCCGGGGUGCGGAAGGCGGGGAGGGGAGCAGGCGGCCGGCGAAUGCUCGACCGCCGGCUCAAAAGAAGCAAAGCAUGCCAUGGACGUUGGACGAGCGAGUGAAGCUUGCAUUCGUUAUGGGCGAGGACAAUGCCCUUAUGGCGGAUGCUAACGGCCAACACCGAUUCAAGCAGAGCAAAGAGCGGUAUGCAUGGGUGACCGAUAGGAUGAAGGACGCUGGCUUCAAACAUAGGACCGUCGAAGACUGCCGCAAGAAGUGGUCCAACAUGCUACAGACGGCGAAGCUCAUCGUCGAAAAGUGUCACGCGUCUGGACAUGCGUCGUAUUGGGAUCUAUCUGUGGAGGAACGAAAGGAGAAAAAUCUCCCGCUGUCUUUUGAAAAACCGUUGUGGGACGCUAUGCAGUGGAAACUAAACCGGCCGUCGAUGAGGUGUGACAACACCUUGGCUUCGGAGAACCUAUCGGGGGAUGGAACAGAUCCAUCACCGGCGGGAGGAUCGGAUGAAAGAUGCACGGAGUCGGACAAUUCUGCGAAAAUGAGGCGGACGGCCACCGGGAAGGCGAGAGGGGAAGAUGGCAGUAGCGGUGGCACGAGUAUGGGGAGGGCCAUGGAAGAUUCUACACGCUCGUACUGUGAUGGCCUGGACAAAGCGGCCACCUCCCUUGCCAAAGCCACCGCAGACCCAGGCACCGCAAUCGCCGCUCGGAUAGGGGAUGUGGCCGACGCGAUGCGGGGUGGGAACAGUGUUCUGGAGUUGCUAGUUGGGGUUCUAGCCCGCAGGGGAGCGAAUGGAGAUGAUGAUGAUGAUGAUGAUGAUGAUGAUAAUGACGAUGACGACGAUGAUGACGAUGAUGAUGUUGGUGAUGGCGAUGAUGAUGGUGUCGAUGAUGACGUUGAUGGUGAUGAUGAUGAUGAUGGAGAUGAUGAUGAUGUUGAUGGCGAUGAUGAUGAUGAUGAUGAUGAUGAUGAUGAUGAUGAUGAUGAUGAUGAUGAUGGCGAUGAUGUCCCCGGCGAUGAUGAUGACGAGGAUGAUGGUGAUGAUGGUGAUGAUGCCGUCCACUCGGGUGAAUCGUCCCAACGGCACAACUACAACAAGCUCUUCUUUGACCCUAUCGCCAUCUCCCCAAAUGAUGUGGAUGAUCGACCAUGAGCAUCAGCCUGGUUGAGCACGUGCGACUUUUACGUCGACAGAACACCACUA